Messenger RNA from Ilex paraguariensis (yerba mate), 357 nucleotides. The record is from the annotation of a GenBank genome assembly. NCBI's taxonomy places the organism in Eukaryota, Viridiplantae, Streptophyta, Magnoliopsida, Aquifoliales, Aquifoliaceae.
AUGAUGUCAGAAGAAGAAGAAGGUACUGUAUCAGAAAUGGGAGACGAAAAAACUUCAUCAGAAGUGGAAGUAGGUGUUGCUAGCAAAUCAUUGUCAGAAAUGGCAGAAGGUAAAACCAAUGAUUCUGCAUCAGAUGAAGGCUAUGUAGAAGAUGGGGAUAAUGUGUUGGGGUUGGAUUGGCGUAGCGUUAGAGGAGAGGAGAAGAGGAGUAGGGGGAGAGAUGGGGAGAGAAGGAGAUAUGGAAGAGUAAAGAAGAGAAGGAGAGUCAAAGAGAGAAACAUACUUACCUUAAAGUUAGGGUGGCUGGGAGGAUGGUGGUGGUGUGCUUUAGCAUUGGCGGUGACGCUAACAGGGUGA